This is a messenger RNA of Varanus komodoensis (Komodo dragon), 4155 nucleotides long. It is a transcript of the gene XPNPEP3, whose product is annotated as X-prolyl aminopeptidase 3. Gene Ontology annotation, molecular function: metalloaminopeptidase activity; manganese ion binding. Bases 28 to 1362 code for a protein of 444 amino acids. Lineage: Eukaryota; Metazoa; Chordata; Lepidosauria; Squamata; Varanidae. The transcript is spliced from 9 exons. The record is from RefSeq and is a predicted model, not a curated record. Gene Ontology annotation, cellular component: mitochondrion.
UGUCAGCCUGGUGUGGAAAGGCUGGUUAUGCUAGGCAGUAUAAAGGCUUGGGAAAGAGGAAAGGCGAGGAGGAGUAGGGGAGUUGGUAUUUCUUCUGUGAUCGCACUAAAUUGCUGGGUGCUUUCUGUACAGGCAGGGGGCUCAACCAUGGUGUGGUUCCCAGUACAGAGGUUAAUGCAGCCUGAAAAGGGCUGCAAGUUCUGUUUCUUUCGGAAAUUGUCCAUUCAGCCUGUUCAACAGAGGAAGAUUCCAAAUAGAUACCUAGGUCAGCCUAGUCCUUUCACACAUCCACAUCUUCUCAAGCCAGGAGAAGUAACACCAGGGUUGUCACAAGUGGAAUAUGCUCUCCGUAGACACAAACUGAUGGCUCAAAUACACAAAGAGGUGCCAAGAAUGGACCAUACAGUGAUUCUGCUAUCCAAUCCCACCUACUACAUGAGCAAUGAUAUUCCAUUCACCUUUCACCAGGACACGAACUUUCUCUAUCUAUGUGGGUUCCAGGAGCCUGAUAGUAUCUUAGUUCUGCAGAGUGUGCCUGGGAAACCCUUGCCAUCCCACAAAACCCUGCUCUUUGUCCCACGACGGGAUCCAAGCAGAGAGCUAUGGGAUGGGCCUCGAUCUGGUACUGAUGGGGCAAUGGCUCUCACAGGUGUUGAUGAAGCAUAUACUAUAGAAGAAUUUAGGCACCUGGUUGCUAAACUGAAAGAUGAAUCUAAAAUGGUUUGGUAUGAUUAUGCUAAGCCUGUGCAUCCACAACUCCAUUCUGAGUACCUGCUGCACAUGGCUGAGAUCAAAGCUAGAAGCAAAAACCGUAUCCAAGCCAUCAGGCAUCUAGUGCAAAACUUACGGUUGAUCAAAUCUGCUGCGGAGAUUGAAAGGAUGAAGAUUGCUGGCAAGUUGACAUCACAGGCAUUCAUAGAAACAAUGUUUGCAAGCAAAGCCCCAGUAGAUGAAGCAUUUCUCUAUGCCAAGUUUGAAUUUGAAUGCCGAGCUCGUGGUGCUGACAUUUUGGCUUAUCCCCCAGUAGUUGCAGGUGGCAACAGAUCCAACACCUUGCAUUAUGUGAAAAAUAACCAGCUUAUCAAGGAUGGAGAAAUGGUUUUAUUGGAUGGGGGAUGUGAAUCCUCCUGUUAUGUAAGCGAUAUCACCCGCACCUGGCCCAUCAAUGGCAGGUUCACCAGUCCCCAAGCAGAGCUGUACCAGGCUGUACUGGAAGUACAGAAGUCCUGCUUGAAGCUCUGUUCUCCAGGUGUGAGCCUAGACAACAUCUACAGUCUCAUGCUGAACCUCAUUGGACAGAAGCUGAAAGAUUUGGGGAUCCUCCAGAAAAACAUCACUGAGAACCAUCUUUUCAAGGUCUAAGUGGGAUGUGUCCUGUAAAAACAAGCCCUGGCAGCACUGCCUUUUUCAUCCAGCAGAUGGCAGAACAUUCAGAUUGCUCAAGGCAUGCAAUUGUUUAACUCUUUGACAAGUGUCAGGAGAAGAGAUGAGACCAUACUAAUUUGUCACUGAGAUCAACAGACGGAGCUGCUAGACUGAGGGAGGAAAGUGCCUCAUUUUGAAAUGGAGGUCAAAGUUAUGGGAGACAUUUUAUCCUCAUCAAAAGUGGCAAACUAGCUAUUCUGGAAGUGUCUGUUAAUGAAUCACUUUGAUUAUGUUUAGCUGAGUAAUGCAACUUGCAGUAGGUGUGUUUUCCUUGCUUUGUUCUCUGAUGGACAGAUAAAAGUACAAAUAGUAUUUCAGCAGAGUGUACAUUUAAUCACCUCUCCUUGGAACGUUUAGAGUGAUCAGACAUGCACGGUAAAAACAGCCAUAUUUCAGAAGUAAAUUUAAAUUCCUUUUUCAAAGCAUAGGAAAAGUGCAAAUAAUAAAGAGAUCUUGAUAUGUGUCUUUACCAAAAUAUAUCCUCUCAAUGAAUACAUAGGAGGGGGCUUUAACUCAGUUACAGAGCACAUGUUUUGUAUCAUCAUUAUUAUUGCUAUGCAUAUAGACCCUGUCUUUCUUACUCUUGUAAGGAACCUGAAGUAUGCCUACAAGGUUUUCCUCCUCUCCAUUUUAUGCUCACAACAACAGCCCUGUGAGGUAGAUUAGGUUGAGAGUCAGUGACUAGCCCAAUGUCACCUUAGAGAACUUCAUGGCCUAGUAAGGACUAGAAUCCGGAUUUCUGAGUCCCCAGACCAAUACAGUAAUCACUGUGCCACACUGACUCUUUGCAUGUCAGAUAGCGCCAGAUUUUCUGCCCUUAAGAUUUCCAGAUAGGGCUAAGAAAGACCUUUGUCUGGAAUGCCACGCAAUAUAAGCAAUAGCAAACUAGAUGAAACAACACUGUAAUUCGGGCUAAGGCAGCAUCUAUUGUUAUGUUAAUAGAGAUGAUGCAUCAAAAUCUAUUUUAGGUGGCAAAGGCAGAAAAGGGUUAUCUUUUAUGGUAAGUAAGGCAUAAAGGUAUGAUGUCCAGCCAGGGUACUACUGUAAUUUAAUGUGUCUAAUAGGACCUUGGUGUGGGCAAUAUGUAGUGAGCCUAGCAUGAGGAGUGACAUUGCCAUAAUAAUACUAUAACACAGUGGUAACUGUGUGUCUUUGUAUGCACAUACUACUGUGAGUGAAGAUUGUGAAAGCAAGACAGUAUAUGGUGGGUCAAAGACAUGUGAGACUCUAGAAUAUGAUUCCAUAUAUGGCUUCCCAACCCUUUAUACCAGUGGGGACUGGCUGAAGAUUGUUGGAAGUUGUAAAACUGCUUUCUAUCCAAACAUGCAUAGGAUUGUGUCUUAAAUCAGGGUACAAUUCUUUUCUAGAUUUAUCCAGAAUAACUACAACCCCCGAUUCUAUAGUCAGUCACUAAUAUGGGUCAGGCACCUCACCAUCUACAUGCUGCAUGCUCUGAAAGAAUUAAAAUAAUCCAGCAUAUUGACCUGUCUCAUGAGCUGUAGAGACAGAGCUUAUGCCAUGCUACCUCUUAAAUGAAGGAAUGUGUGGAAUCUAGCCCACCACAGCCUGGAAUAGCCUAAAGAAGGAAAAUGACAGUUAAAAGAAGUCACAGCCAUGAUUAGAGAUUUCCCUCAAUGCUCACCCAGUUUCAGGGGUAGGAAGGGAGCAGUGGGGAAGUAUUAGAUACAGUCCAUAGCUACUGUGUCGUAUGCUGUUGCCCUUCCUUGAGACACUGUAGAAAUUGGGGGAAGAAGCUUUUUAGAGGGAUUUGUGUACUGAAGAGGGGCAUGUGCUUGUAUAAUUCCUCCUCCACCCCUCUUCUGGGAAAAAUGAGUCCAUGGAGUGACUUCUGCUCUUUCCUAUUCCCCUACUACUGCCUGCAUUGAAUAGUGGAGGAAGGUGGUAAGCUUGGUAUCACCCAGUUUGCUGUUAAGAGGGUGUCACAGGCUGAACUGCCACAGUGAAUCAGAUAAGUGAUCCUCCAGCACAGAACACAUGGCUGCCAGCAAUGACCAGGACGAUGUUUCAGGGUGGUCACAACCACAGGAAGCAUGAAACUACUGAGGCACGAAACAGCAUCUCAAAAUGAAUGCACCACAUUUGGUUCUCACAGCCAGUCCCUACUACACUUCAAGCACUGAUCUAGUUUGUUUAAAGGCCAUUGAGCUACUUGCCAUCACAGCAACAGUAAAUUGUAAAUUGUAAUGGUUGAUUAUGUGUUGUAGAAGAGGUGCUUCCUUUUUAUCUUAAACUAGCUGUCUAAGGAUUUUGAGGCAGGACUUCAAACAUUUUUGCAUUCUGAGUAGGUUCAGAUGCAAUAAGGCAAAUGAGAAUUCCCUACCUUUUUUCUUUGCAUUCUGUCUCCUAAGUUCUUGCCCUCCUUCCUUCAGAAUAUAAAAAUGAGCAGUAACAGUUGCUCACCUAACUAGAAAACAUAGAGAUUGAAAGGAGACUCAUCAUAUUUCUGAGGAUGCUAGGAACAAGGAACAAUGAGUGGAGAUGGGUGGAGCCAGGGGUCAGUCUAGAAUCUAGACUCUAGAUGGCCCGGGAGACCCUUUCUGACUCACUCUGUUUCUAUGUCUACAAACCUAUUGUAGUUAUAUAUAAGCAAGAAAACACUUGUGUAUUUAAGUUUCAAUGUACGUUUUCUUUAUCAGACGCUAUGCUGAAAAAGUUUAUCUACCUUGCAUCCCUCCACAUUUUGUUUGCUUUAGGAGCAUGUUUAUUGCU